This is a messenger RNA of Petromyzon marinus (sea lamprey), 2281 nucleotides long. RefSeq lists its product as uncharacterized. NCBI's taxonomy places the organism in Eukaryota, Metazoa, Chordata, Hyperoartia, Petromyzontiformes, Petromyzontidae. The record is from RefSeq and is a predicted model, not a curated record.
CUGGCUGUCUUGUCUCUUAAUUGAAUUUCCAUGGCGUCCCGCAUCACCUCUGUUUAAAUCUCCUAUCGCAGUGGCUACGCAUGUGGUGACUGUUUUAUGAUUUAUCUGCACGCGACGCCUUCACCUGGACACGUCCCGCAGACGCCACAGCCCGGAGUCUAACCGGUUGUGCAGAUACUCUGCGGUCCGGGGAAACUUCACACAAUCUCCGUAACUUCUAACCCUACGUCUGAAACUCAAUGCGAGACGAGUCUAGUCCAUCCUACGUGGUGACGUAAGGCCACGUGUGUGUUUUGUGAUAACCUUAUGUGUGUACCUUAUGCACGGCAGUAAGCGCACUGCGCUUCGGACCUGGCAACCCGAGUUCGAUUCCCGCUCACGGCCAACACCAGUGACGAUCAUUUGAACCGGUGUCGUCACUGGUGUUGGCUGUACGACCGCUCUGUGUACAGGCACACACGUGGUCCUGUCGUGCACAGGUAAAGAACCCGCAAAACUGGCCAGGUGAGUUAUUUCAACAGCUUCCCGACACAGGUCGAGCACGACUAAAAAGCUCUGGGGUCUCGGUUCUAUUCCAGGUUGGGGUGAGAGGUUACGUAGAUUGUGGAAGGUUCCCGGGACCGCAGAGUAUCGACAGACACAGACAGACUCUGGGUUGUGGUGUCUCUGGGACGUGAAGGUGAAGGGGUGGCGAGUAAGCAAAUUAUAGGACAGACACCGCUAUGUGCAGCCAAUGAGAUGGGCGAUUCAAAUACAGACGCUGUGGGGCGCCAUAGAGUUCACAGCUCCGUGCAUAUAGAACAUCGAGACCCUGCACAUGGAGACUCUGCACCUGAAGUCCGGAGACCCUGCACUUGAAGUCCGGAGACCCUGCACAUGGAGCCCGGAGACCCUGCACAUGGAGCCUGGAGAUUCUGCACAUGGAGCCUGGUGACUCUGCAGAUGAAGCCUGGAGACCCUGCACAUGGAGCCUGGAGCCCCUGCACGUGGAGCCUGGAGACUCUGCACAUGGAGCCUGGAGACUCUGCACAUGGAGCCUGGAGACCCUGCACACGGAGCCUGGAGACCCUGCACAUGGAGCCUGGCGACCCUGCACAUGGAGCCUGGAGACCCUGCACAUGGAGCCUGGAGACCCUGCACCUGGACACCCUGCACCUGGAGACCCUGCACAUGGAGACUGGAGACCCUUUACCUGGCUACCCUGCACCUGGACACUCUGCACCUGGACACCCUGCACAUGGAGACUGGCGACCCUGCACCUGGACACCCUGCACCUGGACACCCUGCACAUGGAGACUGGCUACCCUGCACCUGAACACCCUGCACCUGGACACCCUGCACAUGGAGCCUGGAGACCCUGCACCUGGAGCCGUCUCAAGCGGUCAGGGAGCCAACCGCUCGCCCUCAACUCAGGGGCUCCGCGUCCCCCACGCCACUGGAGGGCGACACUCGCAGCGAAGAAUCCCUCGGCGCAGCGCCCGUGUGGAGUUCGGGCAGCGUCCCGCGGGCGUGCAACGACUGCGUCUCGAGGCGGCGAACAGACGCGGGGCGGCGCGAUUGUCCUGGCAGCGAGGGGAGACAUCGGAGCGGGGCUUUGUUGCUGCUCGUGGCACGCGAGGGGGGCAGGAGGGGAAAUGCCGCGCGCACUGGGAGAGGGGCGCCGCUCCGUGGAGAGAGUCGCGGGGAGAGGCGGCUCCACAGAGAGGGAGUGGAGACACCGGUGGGGUGGAGCUUGGGCUGGGGUCUGGGCCAGGAUGCCUCGGCCGCUGAAGUGGAGGAGCCACAGGCGAGCGGAGUGGAGCAAGGUCUCCUUCCCAAGGUGGUGGUCCACGCCUUCGACUCCAAUCUUCUGUCCUCUUGCGCCCACACCUAUACAGAGAAGCACUCACGCAGUAUUAUUGCACAUAGAGACGAGGCACAGAUAUACAAACGCAUUAUCACCUUGUGGUCGUGCAGCCUUUGUGUUCGUGGAUAUUUGCCGCUCGCCGGGAUUCGAACCCGUCGUCUGAGGGCUCCAGGGUUGUCUGCGCAUCGCCUUGCGCCACCGAGGCCUCAUACAGACACACGGUACUUUGUGCGUGUAGUGAUUGCACUGCGCGCACGUGGCUGUUUUAAACAAUCGUGAUGACAUCAUCGCGCAACAUAUUAAUUGUUUAAAAUAAAACCUUGAAUUUGAACCCAGGUUCCCAACAUAAGAGGCAGCUUUCUUUUCCAUUAGACUAUGUGGGUGUAAUAGAUGCUCUGAAUGUUCUGGUUUAUAUAUAAUCGUCUUUUCUCAACA